AUGGCCAAUUUUACUAAAAACUUCCAGUCUUCAAGCAAACCAGAUGGUGAAAAGAAAUACCAGGGUACAUUGGUUGCUUCUCCAGCAAAGGCCAUUUCACCAAAGACAAUAAAGCAUAUUGUGCCAAAACAAUUGACCUUGAGCAGGGAGUCAACAGGUCAUGUGGCGUCGUUUUUGGUAAAGGUUAUUGCUCUUGAGGUAGUGAGGAGGAUUUCUAAAGCAAAAUGUCCUUUUGUAUGGAAUUCUAUUCAAGCACUGCAAGUUCUUGGAUAUCCUCCAUUUAGGUGGAUUCAAAGAUGGGCACCACUCAAAUUUGUUGUGCAAGGCAUUCAGACUAAGCUUCUUGAGGAGUAUAACACAUUGUUCUAUGAUGUUUCAAAUCCUCUGAAAUUAUCCACUCCACUGCUGUUCCUAUCUGUCACAUCUGCACUAGGUGAUCUUUCAUCUAAGAGCGAUGAAACUGAUGAUGGACCUAGUAGCACUACAGGAGCUCCUGACCUUCCUGCCGAAUCAAAUGAAACAUCAUCGAUUUCUGAUACAAGGGAGGCCACUGAUGGGGAUGGUACAAAGGAUAUUGUUGUUUCUGAGAAUUGGCUGGUGCUACUUUUCAAGGAACUUGAAAAACAAGGAAUCACUUUGCCUGAGAGGUUCAGUGAGGAUGAACUACGCAGAUUCCACAUGGCAGCAAAUGGUGACCUUUCAAUCUUGGUCUCUUCAGUUAAGAAGACAAUCCGUUGGAGGGAAACUUUUCACAUACUUACAUUGCAAGAACUUGAGAAAUGGUCCCAUUUGGUCUUUUGGCAUGGGUUUGACACUACACUUCGGCCUUGCUUAGUAAUCCGUCUUGGACUCGCGUGCUCUAGCAUAGCCCCUCGUGAUAGACCUUGUUUUGGGCAAGCAGUAGUUUCUCAGAUUGACCAUGGUAUUAUACAUUUGACCAACGAAGAAGAUCCAAGAAUUACUGUUUUGCUGGAUUGCCACGGGAUUUCUCCAUUCAAAUUUCCGAUGCAAAUGAUGAGGUCGUUUGUCAACUUGGUUCAAGAAAACUACCCAAAUCGUCUUGGAGUAUUAAUUGUUGUCCGUCUUCCUCCAGUUGUCAGAGUUAUUGCACAGACUUUUAUUCAACUCCUGAAACCAUCCACAAAGCAGAAGCUGCGUUUUGAGGGGGAAUCAUACAAAAAGACGUUAGCUGAGUUCUUACAGAUAGUGCCAGCUUUUCUUGGUGGCAAAUGCAACUGCUCACGAUGCAAGAAGCCUCGCGACAGUUCACUAAUCCAGGCAGGGGAGGGGAGCAGGAGCAGGAGCCUUACCAGCGCCGGCUCCAGAUCACGAGUCUCGGACAUGGACUUCGACGAGGAACUGGAGGAGCUUCCAUCCCCUUACAACUGCGAGAACGCGAUAAGGGCUGCGGUGGUCGGCCUCCUGAUGGUGUGGAUCUUUGUCGCGUUUCUCGCUGGGAUGAAUGACCCCCAGUCCAUGUCUUAG
This is a messenger RNA of Triticum turgidum subsp. durum (durum wheat), 1485 nucleotides long. Lineage: Eukaryota; Viridiplantae; Streptophyta; Magnoliopsida; Poales; Poaceae. The record is from the annotation of a GenBank genome assembly.